Molecule: messenger RNA, 4098 nt
Organism: Harpegnathos saltator (Jerdon's jumping ant)
Lineage: Eukaryota; Metazoa; Arthropoda; Insecta; Hymenoptera; Formicidae
Gene: ebo
Product: exportin ellipsoid body open
Exons: 16
Coding region: 138-3236 (1032 amino acids)
Biological process (GO): protein export from nucleus
Molecular function (GO): nuclear export signal receptor activity; small GTPase binding
Source: RefSeq, a predicted model, not a curated record
CGGACAUUUAUUUCGAAGUCGACAUCUGAUCAGAGUUGACAAAAAAUGACGUCUGAUAAGUGAAAAUCUAACCUCAUUAAUUUUAUAUAUUUACAUUGUGUAUUUACAACAAUAUAGUACUUCCUGCAACGGCUAUCAUGGACGACGAUGCAGCUGCUCUACAAAAUCUGGAGCAAUUGAUGACAGAAUUUUUCUCCCCGGAGACAACUAACGAACGGAAACGUACAAUUGAACGCAGUUUUCAAGAAUUUACAGCACAGAUUGACUCCUGGAAGCCGUGUCUGCAUUUCUUAUCUUCUACAAGCAAUCAUUAUGUCAGUAUGUUCGCUCUGUCCACCUUGGAGACAACUAUCGGAAGGAGAUGGCCCAUUCUUCCAUGGGAAGACAGAGCCCUUACAAGAUCCACUUUGUAUACAUUAUCACUGGAAAGAAGUGUAGCACCUUUUGUAAGAAAUAAAGUUGUGAAGUUAGUAGUAGAUAUAGCUAGACAUGACUGGCCACAUUUCUAUCCAGAUUUUUACGCCAAUAUCUUACAGUUACUAGGUCACAAACACACAAGAUUGCUUGGGCUUGUAUAUCUGAGAACAGCUUCAGAGGAGCUAGCUACACCGAGAGAGGAUUUGCCAAUGCAUAGAAAGACAGAGCUGUUCAAACUAUUAAGCUCUCAUGUACCUCUAACCUUGGAUACACUUACAGUACUUCUGAAAGAGACUACAAAAUUACAAAGUCGUUCCGGUACUGUUACACCCCCUCCGUCACCUACCAGUGGACAAUCUCUUGCACCUAUACGUGCAGUACUUGAUGUUGAGGGAUUAGCAACAGGCACCAGUGAAGUUUGCAUAGCAACUCUUGAAGUUUUGGCACAUCUAUUCAGUUGGAUUGAUUUGUCAGGCAGUAUUUCAGCCAAUUUAUUGGAUGCUAUUUUUUCAUGUGCCAAGUAUCAUGAUGCAAUGAAUGGCAAGCAGAUAGAAAUGGCUGUACAAGCUUUAACUACGAUUAAUGAACUGCUAUAUAGACCACUCUGUUUACCCAAUGCAGCCGACACGUUAUUAUUGGAAAUAUUUCAGCAUGGUGUUAAUUUAUUUCAGUUAAUGGAACGUCUCGAUUCAAUAGAUGAAAGCUAUAUGGAAAAAAUGACAGAGUUUUUACAACUGUUCAUAACAAAUCACCUGAAAAGAAUGGAAUCGAGUUCGAAGUUUCCAAUAAAUACAUUGUUAGAAGUGUUGUGUCACCAUACGUUUCAGCAAGCUUCCACUGUGAACGGUUAUCUGCGAUGUUUAGACAUAUGGACCACACUUUUGGAGAGCACUCAGUCACGAUAUUCCGCUGUAGCAUUAGCUCUCGCCGAACGUGUGUUGCAGAAAAUGAGCUUUAAGCUCAAUGCUCGAAUAUUGAGGGAUCUCGAUACGGAGAGUUUGGAUGAGAACGAAGAAACAGAAUGGCAGCAUUUUCUACGAUGUAAUGUAGAGUGUUUGGCGAAAAUUGCUGACAUCUCACCUAUUCCAGUAUUUACAUUAUUGUAUCGUUCGUGGAGGGAGGAAUUAAUUAUAUUUGGGGAAUUAGGUGCCGCUUUGGCGAAUAAUCAAGUUAUUUUAUUAAACGAUGCGGAGGCGUCAAAUGUACAUACACAUCUGAGAGAUCUCGCAUCGACUACACAAGCUUUAGCCAGAUUAUAUUCUCUUUUCAUUGGCGAUCAAACAAUCAUCGAUCAAAGCUUGGCCGAAGAAGUUGUAUUACAGACUCUCGAUGCUUGUUUGUUCGCGAGGGAUAAUCAGUUGUAUAAAGCCGCGCUUCAGCCAGCUGCUAUCGUAAUAGAUAUUAUAGAAGUACAUUCACAGCUUUUGGCUUCUCUUCAAGCCUGGUGUCAUUGGAUAGCGAGAAGACCAGAAAAAACCAAGGAAACGCUCUGUCAGCGUUGCAUUGAUUUGUGCAUCUGGGCGACAACGUACACCGCAUCCUGCGAUCAACCACCUCCGUCAAACCUAAUUCAUUCCGCGACUCAUCUCUUUCAGAGUAUCACCGCCAUUUUAAAACCGAUCCUAUGGGACCAACCGACAUUUAGGAAUUUAAUUUCUAUGGGCACAUACCCGUAUUUGAAGCCAGAUACGAUAAAGGUUCUACGUAGAGCAUUAGUAAACGGGAUCAUACUACCGCCCGGUGAUGUGGCAACGAGGCAAAGGUUGCUAGGUACUAUGAUAUUGACCCUAUCCGCACCUUUGGGUAUGCAGGGACAACCAAUGCCUUCGGAAUCGACAAUUUCGAUAACGAUUUUGCCGCUGAUCCAACUGCUCGAGGACUGCGCCUCGUCGUCGACGACCAUCAAGAAGAUGUUGCACUCGUGUCUGGAAUCUAUCAUAAAUAGAACGUUGGAGUUACUACCUUACGUAAUAAGAUGUCCCAGUAUAUGUGAAGUGUUACUUAGCUUCCUGCAUUCAGCAUUCUCAGUAUUACAACAACAGCUAGGUCCCGAGUUCACACAGAAUGCGGUUCAAGGCAUGUUACAGAUUUACACCAGAGAAAAUAUUUCUGCCGGGCCUGCGUUGGAUCAGUUGCUGGAGAUUCUGAUACUCGUAGUAUCGGCACCUAGCAACGCAUUUAAGGCAUUUGUACCCUCGGUGACAAGUCUGUGUCUAGGUCAAGUAUGGCCAGCUGUCGGCAGCAACUUGUGCGCUCAUCCGGACACAACGUUGGUCUUAUUGAAACUUUUCCACAGUAUCCUUAUGCACCGUUGGCAAUAUUUCUAUAAUACUUCGGUAUUGCGAACUCUCGGCCAUCCGGACGAGGAUGAAUUUGUCGAGCACAAGGAGGAGUUGGUAGCGAUUCUGGAGGCAUUCGGCCAGGCUCUACUUCAGUCAGAUGUUAAUAUAUUUCGACAGAGUUUGCAGAGUCUCGAGCAGUUGAAUAUACGAUGGCGACUCUAUCAACGAGCAAUCUUCAAAGUUCACCUUCUCGAGAGAUUUCUCAUGGCAUUGUUCACAGUUUUGUUUCAACAGUCUCACAAUUUGUUGGCAGAUGAAAUUGCCGCGGCUAUCCAUAGCUUGGCGUCCGUUAACAUAGGGUGGUUCUUCGGUCAUUUCUUGCCAACAUUCUUGGCAACUUGUGAGGGUGUAGAUAAUAUGCAGAGAGUCACCUUACUGGGGAACUUCGAUAAGUCUACGGACCAGCCAACAUUGACUAGAUCGGUCCUCCAACUUAUUUCGGACUUGAGGUGUUAUCAGCUCUGUAGGCCGGGUUGAACAUAAUUGCGUCUUCAUGGAAGACUGCAGAAUUAUAAUGAAGUAAAUAUUCCGUGACUUCUAUAAUGGCAUUUAAAUGAAGUGCAUUUCCAUCGAAUCUCUUUUACGAGUGCCUCCAUGUAUACAAAUACGAGACAUUAUUAAUGAUGGGGCGAAAAAAAGACAAACAUUUUGUAAACAUUUACCAUUCUGUGUAUACCACUGCCGCACCUUAUUGUGAUGUCGCUAUUGUUAUAAAUAAACCGUGCGUUUUUACAUGUACUGAGCCAAGUUUUUAGAGCUUCUGUUCCGAAUUGGAAAAUCAUAUCGGCGGUUCUGCAUGCUCAUUAAAAUCGUCCAGAGGAUUCUCGCGGAGCGUGUGCUGGACGCCGGUAACAUCGAGUCACCGCUCGGGCAAAUCACCCAUGUUUACAAGCGAAUUAUUUGCUCGAUCUUUGUCUUGCCAAUUGGUAUUGUCUCGGCGCGUUACACUCUCAUUGUGUCGGUGACAAUAACACUCUUUCCAUCAGAAGAAACUUGCGACAGUCUAAUGUCUCGUGACUAACGGCAAAACAAUGUAUUUACCGCCAAGAUCUUUGUGUCAGCCAAACAACGAUUUGUACAAAUCUGCCAAUCGGCUUGAGCCGCAUCAGAGAUAUAAAAUUAUAAAUAUCACGAUUGAUAUCGUGACGAUAGAGUUCAGUAGAAUCCGGCUUUCGAACUCAAUUCUCUCAAGUUCCGCUCGGCUACCGUCGAAUCUCAACAACGCGUCGCUCCGGCGCGUGAUUACUUUCGCCGUCUCGUUAUUGAGGCGCAGCUUCAUUGUCCGCGAUCUGCAAGCCGCUGUACCGGAUCAAAGCAAAUAAAACGCAUCGGAAUCGGA